Micromonas pusilla CCMP1545 is the source of this 7737-nucleotide messenger RNA. RefSeq lists its product as uncharacterized. The record is from RefSeq and is a predicted model, not a curated record. The transcript is spliced from 5 exons. Lineage: Eukaryota; Viridiplantae; Chlorophyta; Mamiellophyceae; Mamiellales; Mamiellaceae. Bases 1 to 7737 code for a protein of 2578 amino acids.
AUGAUGCGCCGGAUGAGCCGACGCGGGAAGGAGACGUUCAAGAUCGACGUCGCCGUCCGCAACGUCACGGGGAUCCCGAGCAAGGUCGCGAAGACGGUCCUGACGCUGGUGCGUCCUCGCGUCCGCGCGUCGUCCAGUCGUCGUCGUCGCGCUCGACCGACGCGUCGACCGCACCCCGGUGCCUUGUCCUCCUCCUUCGGUUCCGUCGCGUCGUCGUCGCCGCCGCCGCCGUCGUCGUCUCACGCCCUCCUCCUCCCCUCCGCGUCUCUCUCCGAUUCCGUCGUCGUCCAGACCCGCGGCGCGAAGGUGCAGCAGUCGAGCGCGAGCGACGUCGCGGACGGCGUCGCGACGUGGGGCGGCGCCGCGUCCGCGUCGGGGUCGGGGUCGGGGUCGGGGUCCGACUCGUCGUCGUCGUCGUCCAAGUUGAUCUUCAUCGUGACGCUGUACAAAAACGCGGACGGGUCGUUCGAGAAGAAGGAGUACUCCGUGAAAGCGCAGGCGGUGGAGGGCGGCGCGGGGACGGGCAAGGAUCCAAAACUCGCGACGUACGCCAAGACGACGAUCGACUUCUCGGAGCACGCGCGUCUGGAGCACUCCGCGCGCGGCGAGACGGUCGCGCUGCCGCUCGACAACAAAGCGUCCAAGGCGAAGGGCGUGCGAUGCGAAUUAGACGUCUCCGUGACGUGGCUGCGUAACUACGUCCGCGACGCGGACGGCGUGACGGACAUCAGCGGCGUGAGCGGGUACAGCACCGGCGUCGGCGGCGGGAUGACGAGCGGCGCGAGCGACAUCACCGGUCUGACGUCCGUCUUGAGCGAAUCCGAGCAGGAUUUAGGCGCGUUCUAUACACUGGUCCCCAUACGACCGCGUUGGCGUGGGUCCCUCGCUUUCAACGCCCGACCUCGACGUCUUUCAACUCCGCUUCUGACGCCUUUCAACUCCGCCCCGACGUCUGUCGCUUCGCGUGGACCCUCGACCCUCAGCGCGACGAAGUACCGCGCGCACAGACUGACCGCGUCCGAGGCGACGGCGAUGACGCGCGCGGACGAGCACGCGGGGCAGCUCUCGCGCGCGCGAGAGGAGAUCCAGAUCCUGUCGAGGACGGUGUCCAUGACGGAGAAGGAGCUCGCCGCGAUGCGUGACGUGGCGCGCCAGGUGGACGAGCUGAAGCGCGCGAAAGCCGCCGUGGAAGCCGAGGCGGCGGCGCGAACGGCGAAAGCCGCGGAGGACGACGUCCGGCGCGCGGCGGCGGUCGCGGAGGCGACUGCGACCGCCGCGGAGGCGGUCGCGGAGAGCGACGAGCUCCGCGCCAAGCUCACGGAGUUGAGGUCGCGCGUCGCGCGCCUCGAGAGCGAGCGCGACGAGACGACGACGGAGCUCGUCGCCGCCGCCGCCGCGGCGGAGUUUUCCGCGUCCGAACGCGACGCCGCGCACGAGCGCGCGGAGGGUCUGAGGAGAAAGCUCGAGGCUGCGAAGGCGGCGACGAACGCGGUGGAGGUGGCCGCCGCGAGAGCCGCGGCGGCGGCGUCCGAGGAGAGGGAUGAUCUGAAGCGACGGCUCGCGGAGGCGAAGACGGCGGCGAGCGCGGCGGCGGCGGCGGCGGCGGCGGCGGCGGCGGCGGAGACGCGACGCCUGGAAGACGCGCGCGACGCGGCCGAGGAGAGCGCGAUUGCUUCGGAGAAGCGCGCGGACGACCUGGAGAAGAGGUUGACGCUCGCCGUAGAGGAAGCCGCCGCCGCGGACGACCGCGCGAAGACGUCCGGCGAGGACGCGAUGAGGGCGAAGGACGCGGAGAUCGCGGAGGUCAACGCGACCGCGAAAGACGCGCGCGAGGAGCUCGAGAAGCUCCGAGACGCGUGCGCGUCGCUCGAGAAGCGAGCGGAGGCGUCGAAGCGGGACGCGGCGGAUAACUGGGACAACCUGCGCGCGACGCACGCCGCGCACGACGCCGCGGUGGCGGAGAUUGCGGAGUUAAGGGAGCGACUCGCGACGGCGACGACGGCGACGAAAACCGCGCCCUCCGCGGACGACGAGGCGAAAGAGAUCGAACGCGAACGCGCGCUGGCGGCGGCGGACGAGAGGCUGGCGCAGCUCGAGGACCUGAACGCGGCGCUGGAGAAAGAAGCCGCGGGCGCCAAGGCGCUCGCGGCGGCGAGCGCGGACGCGGAGGCCAAGUCGAAAGCGCUCGCCGCGGAACGCUGGCGGCUGUUGCUCGCGAAACAAAACGCGCGCGCGGCUUCCGAGUCGACCAUCGCGGACCUCCGGAAGCAGGCGCGUUCUCCUUCACACUGGUCCCCAUACGAUCGCGUUCGCGUGGUGAACGCCCUCGCGAGCGCGGUGGAGGCCGCGGCGGUCGCGGCGAAAGCGGAGGACUCGCGCGCAGCGUUAGAGGCUGCGUCGUCCGCGGCGAGAGCGGCGGGGGAGGACCUCGCGGAGGCGCGCGAGAUGGCCGAGGGGCUUCGGAGGCGAUGCGACGCGCUGGAAGAGGAGGCUCAGGCUUUGAAAUCCCACGCGGCGGAUAACUGGAAGAUGCUCAAAGCGAAAGAGGCGGCGCACGCGGCGGCGACCGCGGAGGCGGAUGAUCUGAGGAAACGACUCGCGACCGCGGUGGACGCCGCGGCCGCCGCGGCGGCGGCUGAGGCGUCGAAACGAGCGCUCGAGACGGCGACGGAGGAGGCGGAAAAGACUAAAAGACAAGUCGAGGACCUCAAAAAGCUCAACGCCGCGCUCGCGAAAGCGGCGAAGGAAUCGAAAGCGCACGCGAGCGCGAUGGAGGCGAAAGAGAAGGAGACCGCCGCGCACGCCAAGGCGAACUGGGACAACCUCGUCGCGAAACGAGCCGCGCACGAAGCCGCGGAGGGCGAAAUCGUCGAUUUGCGAAAGAAACUCGCGACGGCGGUGGAAGCCGCCGCCGCGGGGGAAAAGCUCAAGUCGUCCGCGGACGCGCUCGCGGCCGCGACCGCGGCGUCGGAACGCGCGACCGCGGCGUUGGAGGCGUCCAAGGCGGACGCCGCGCGGUCGCGCGCGCGCGCGGACGCGCUCGAGGGCGAGCUCGAGGCUUCGAAAACCCACGCGGCGGACAACUGGAAGCUUCUCAAAGCGAAAGAGGCGGCGCACGAGGCGGCGACCGCCGAGAUCGUCGACUUGAAGCUCCGGCUGUCCACCGCCGUCGAGGCCGCGGCGGUCGCGGCGAAAGCGGACGAUUCCAACGCCGCGCUCGUCGCGGCGCGCGCGGCGGUUCAGGCGGCGACGGCGAACGCGGAGAGAGCCGAGGACGCCGCGACGGAGGCGACGGCGAACGCGGAGAGAGCCGAGGACGCCGCGACGGAGGCGAAGACGCGCGCGGCGGACGCCUCGAAGAUGCUCCGAGCGAAGGAAGAGUCACACGACGCGCUCGAAAAAGAAAACGCGGACCUGCGCGCUCGGAUGCAGACCGCGGUGGACGCCGCGGCGGCGGCGGCGAACGCGGACGCCUCCGGCGCGGCGAUCGCCGCCGCCGCCGCCGCCGCCGACGCGCUGCGGCAUCAGGAGUUUUGCGAUCAACUCAAAGCGCAGGUCGCGACGUUGAAAGCGGACGCGCGAGCCGCCGCCGAAGCCGCGAGCGCGGACAAGGACGCGCUCGUGGACCUUCGAGAGGAGUGCGCGAUGCUUCGGUUCGCCGCGAGCGGCGGCGUGAUCGAGACGAUCGAUUCCGUGCGAAAGCGUCUCGGCGCGGCCACCGCGGGGGAGACGACGACUUCCGCUUCCGCGACGACUUUCGAAACUUCCGAAGUCCGGGCGUUACGCGCGAGCGUCGCGAGCGCGGAGGCGGACGCGAACGCGGUCGAGACGAGCGCGCGCGCGGCGGCGGCGAGCGCCGCGGAGGAGAUCGACGCGCUGCGGACGCGCAUCGACGCGAUGCAGCAAUCCGCGCGGCUGUACGCGGACGCGGCGAUGGCGGAGAGAGACGACUUGCGGGCCAACCUCGCUGCGCAUCGCGACGCGUGCGAGGAACUGAGAGGAGAACUCGCGGCUUCCUCGCACGCGUCGCGAUGCGCAGCGACCUUGGCCCGCAAGUCGUCUCUCUCCGCCAUCGCCGCGUCCGCGUACAGCCGCGCGGAUUGCUGCAUCGCGUCGAUGCGCGUCCGCAGCGCGUCGAUCUCCUCCGCGGCGCUCGCCGCCGCCGCCGACGCGCUGCGGCAUCAGGAGUUUUGCGAUCAACUCAAAGCGCAGGUCGCGACGUUGAAAGCGGACGCGCGAGCCGCCGCCGAAGCCGCGAGCGCGGACAAGGACGCGCUCGUGGACCUUCGAGAGGAGUGCGCGAUGCUUCGGUUCGCCGCGAGCGGCGGCGUGAUCGAGACGAUCGAUUCCGUGCGAAAGCGUCUCGGCGCGGCCACCGCGGGGGAGACGACGACUUCCGCUUCCGCGACGACUUUCGAAACUUCCGAAGUCCGGGCGUUACGCGCGAGCGUCGCGAGCGCGGAGGCGGACGCGAACGCGGUCGAGACGAGCGCGCGCGCGGCGGCGGCGAGCGCCGCGGAGGAGAUCGACGCGCUGCGGACGCGCAUCGACGCGAUGCAGCAAUCCGCGCGGCUGUACGCGGACGCGGCGAUGGCGGAGAGAGACGACUUGCGGGCCAAGGUCGCUGCGCAUCGCGACGCGUGCGAGGAACUGAGAGGAGAACUCGCGGCGUUGCGCGCGACCGCGGACGCGAACUCGGCCGCGACGGCGUUAGAAACGGACGACGUGAUUCAUCAGUUACGCGAAGAGCUCGCGAUGGUCUCCGCGCGGUUGGCGACGAACGAGCUGUUGCACGAACGCUUCAAGACGGACGCGCAGUCGCGACUCGCGACGGUCAAGUCUGAGGCGAGACGCGCCGCCGAGGCGGCGGCGGCGUCGAAACACGCCGAGACGACCGCGGAGUCGUGCGCGCGCGCGGCGCAGCGCGCGGCGGCGACGGCGGAGUACGAGAUUCAAAUCUUAAAGGACGAGAAGGACGCCGCGGACGCCGAGAUCGCGCGAUACGCGGAGACGUGCGCGUCGUUGCGCGCGCGGUUGGACGCGAAAAAAGUCAAGGGGAAAGUUGAGAAAGCCGCGGCGAAAACCGCGGAGGAGACGGCGUCGUUGAAACACGCGCUGAGCGAGGCCAAGGCGAGCGCCGCGGCCGCGGAGGCGGCCGCGCGGAUCGCGCGCAGAGAUGCGCGCGCGUCGACGGAGGCGCGCGACGACGCGGAGCGGCGCGCGGAGGACGCGGAGACGUCGAGGGCGGACGCGGCUGACGCGGCGAAUCGCGCGACGGAGCGGCUGCACGCGGCGGAGCUCGCGCGCGACGACGCCGAGAACGCGCUCGAGGCGAGCGAAGCGCAGCGCGAGGAGCUCCGGCGCAAGCUGGACGCGAAGACCGCCGCGCUCGCGGACGUGUACGCGCUGCGGGACCGCCUCGCGGCGGCGGAGCAGGCGGUCGUCGCGAAGACCAAGUCGGCGAACGCGCGCGGCCGCGCCGCCAACGCCAAUAAUAAACGCGCGAGGAAAAACGACGGCGACGCCGCGUCCGGCGCCGGCGCCGACGCCGGCGCCGCGCCCGAGGAGCUGCUCGCGAUGGUCCACGCCGCGGAGGCGAGGGCCGCGGCCGCGGAUGACGCGGUCGCGGACGCGGAGCGGUCGCAUCUCGCGGCGCUCGCGAGGCUGGAGACCGCCGGCGCGGAAGCCGCGGCGGCGGCGACGGCGGCGGAGGAGAGACUCCUCGCGCGCGUCGCCGCGUCCGAGUCGCUCGCCGCGACCGCGGAGGAGCGGCGCGAGCGCGAGACGCGGAGGCUGCGACGCGCGCUCGCGGAGGCGCAAGCCGCGCGGUGGGCCGCGGAGAAGGACGCGAGCGGCGCCGUCGCCGCCGCCGCCGUGGUGGACGCCGCGGCGAAAAUGUCGGACGCGAAAAUGUCAGACGGCGGCGAGACGCUCGCGGCGCUGCCGGAAUGCGAAGAAGAAGAAGAGGAAGAAGAGGAGACGGAGGCGGAGACGAUCGGCGACGAGGCGCUGUCGCCGACGCCGACGCCGAUGAAGACGGCGUCGAAGGACGACGAUCCGCCGUCGCCGCCGCUCUCCGGCGGAGGAAAGCUGACGACGCUUCCCGGGGGAAAAAACAAAAACAAAAACAAAAACACAAACGCAAACGCAAACAAAAACGACGCGGUGAGACGAGCCGCGCGCGCGGCAUCCGCGGCGAUCGAAACCGACGCCGCGAACGCGCGGAAGGAGCUGAUGAGCUUGCGCGCCGCCGCGGCCGAGCGCGAACGCGCGAUUCGCGACUUGGACGAAGAGAAAGCCGCCGCGGAGGCGAAGGCUUUCGAGUGGCGGCGGGCGGCGAAGAAGGCGGAGCGCGACUUGAAGGAGAGAGACGUCGCGUUGACGAGGGCGGCGAGAGAGCUCGAGCUGACGAAGACGAGCUUAGCCGCGGCGGUGAAGGCUGCCGCGGACGCGGGCGCGGAGGCGGGGCGAUCCGCGGGCGUCGAGGCGUCGAGGAGGAAGCUGAAGCGGCGCGACGAUUGGGAUUCCAGCGUCGUCGUGACGCCGCCGAGGGACGUCCGGGCCAAGUCGCCGGCGCGGACCAAGUCGCCGGCGCGCGUCGCGGCGGCGACGCCCGCCGCCGCCCCGACGCCGCGGACGCGCUCUCCGCACCGCGGUGCGGUCGUCGCGAAAACGCCUCAAAACGGGGCGUUAUUAGGGAUAUCCUCCACGACGACGACGCUGACGACGCCGUCGUCCGACGUGGGGCCCGGCGCCCCCGUGCCGCUCUCCGCGCGGUCGCCGUUUAAGACGCCGACGCGAAGAGGCGACGGCGUCCGCGGCUUCGACGCGCCGUUCGCGAAAGCCUCCCCCGCCGCCGUCGCCGCCGCGGCGAUCGACUCCAAAGCGGAAGCCACUUUCGCGAAAGCGGAAGCGAAGCGUCUGCGCGCGGAGAAGGAAGAGGCUGAGCGCGACGCGCGCAGAGCGCGCGCGGAGGUGGCCGCCGCCGCCGCCGCCGCGGACGCGGAGGCGACGGAACGCGCGGCGAGGGAACGCGAGCGACUCAAGGACGCGCUCGCGCGCGCCGACGAGGAGACGCGCGUCGCGCUCGCGGACUUGAAGAAGACGCAGAGCGACGCGGAGCGUCAGGUGACCGCCGCACUCGAUCGCGCGGACGAGCGAGAGAAAGCGCUGCGCGCGGACAUCGCGCGCUGCGCUCGAGAGCGCGACGACGCGCGACGCCGCGUCGACGCCGCGACGACGGAGCUCGCGGAUGUGAAAAAGUCGCGCGCGACGCUCGGAGGGAUGACGAGCGCGGAGGCGUCCGCCGCCGUCGCCGUCGCGCGCUACCGCGCGGAGGCGGACCGCGCGAAGAGUCGGCUCGAGGAGCUGGAGGACGAGCGGUUCGAGCUCCGGCGCGCGCUGGAGGCGCACGUCGGCGCGCUCGUGGAGGCGAAGGUGGACGGCGCGGAACACCAAGGGACGAUUCUCGAGUUGAGGAAAGAGCUGUCGCGAGCGAAGACGAAGUAUCAACGCGCCGCGGCGAGAAGCACGAAGCUCGAGGCGAUGUAUUACACCCUGAAGGACGCGUCGGACGCCAAGGCGAUGGCGGAGAGCGCGACGUGGGGUGGUAGCGCGAGCGGUCACGGGGGCGGGGGUGGGCGGGGGCACGGAGGGAACGGGAGCCCGGAUGAGAACGACGAGAAGAGAAGAACGCCCGUCGUCCUCUCGACGCGGCCGCGGCUGUUUUCGCCCUGA